AUCAAGCACCUAGGCAUGCAGGCUGCUUCUACAAAUAUUUGCGAAAGAAUGGGUCGCUCUCAGUGAGUUCAAGUGUGGUACUGUAAUAGGUUGCCACCUGUGCAAUAAGUCCAUCUGUGAAAUUUCCUUGCUACUAAAUAUUCCACGGUCAACUGUUAGUAGUGGUGUCAUAACAAAGUGGAAGCAACUGGGAAAAACAGCAACUCAGCCACAAAGUGGCAGGCCACGUAAAAAUGACAAAGCGGGAUCAGCACAUGCUAAAGCGCACAGUGCGUAGAAGUCGCCAACUGUCUGCAGAGUCAAUAGCUAAAGACCUUCAAACUUCAUGUGGCCUUCAGAUUAGCACAACAGUGCGUAGAAGGUUCAUGGAAUGGGUUUCCAUGGUUGAGCAGCUGCAUCCAAGUGCAAUGCAAAGCGUUGGAUGCAGUGGUGUAAAUCACACUGCCAUUGGACUCUACAGCAGUACUUGCCUAACUGCAUUGUGCCAAGUGUAUAGU
This is a messenger RNA of Staurois parvus, 497 nucleotides long. NCBI's taxonomy places the organism in Eukaryota, Metazoa, Chordata, Amphibia, Anura, Ranidae. The record is from the annotation of a GenBank genome assembly.